AUGAUCUUUCCGAUGAUCGCAGUGGGCAUAACUUUACCAUUCAUUCUGUUCUUCACUUCUCAGUGGCGGAUUUUGUUUCUGUACAUGUUAUGGUUUUUGUAUGACAGGAAAUCGCCGCAAAACGGUGGCUACAAAAAUCGAUGGAUGAUAAAGUGCAGGUACAAUGACUGGUGCAACAAGUAUUUCCCAUCAACCGUUCACAAAACCGUUGAUUUACCUGCAGAUCGCAAUUACAUUUUUGCAUGUCAUCCACACGGCAUAAUAUGUUUCGGACUGUACUCAUCUUUUGUGAGCGAAUUUCUCGGCAAUCAAACCAGAAAGUUUCCAGAUCUUCGAUUUGUUGCUUGCACGUUGAGAUCGAACUUUUAUCUCAUGAUCAGAAGAGAGUGGCUACUUCUUACUGGAUUUGUUGACUGCUCCAAAGAAAGUAUCCGAAGUGCUCUUACGAGGAGGAGUACUGGACAAGCCGUCAUGAUUGCUGUUGGUGGAGCCGAAGAGGCUCUCUACGCUCGACCGGGAGCACACGUGUUAAAGCUACUGGCCAGGAAAGGUUUCGUUAGGCAGGCCCUUCAAUACGGCGCUUCAUUGGUUCCUGUGUAUACCUUCGGAGAGAAUGAAAUAUAUUUGCAGAUUGACAACCCAGAAGGUUCGCUGAUUCGCAAGUUCCAGAUGUGGAUUAAAAGCUUCAUAGGAGUUUCAAUGCCACUCUUCUACGGAAGAGGUCUGCUUCAGCUUAACUUCGGUUUUCUGCCGUUUCGAAAGCCUAUCAACACAGUCGUUGGAGCGCCGAUAGACGUUUGCAAGGUUUCCGAACCGACCGAUGAGGAAGUGGAACGCGUCCAUCGUCAGUACUGCGACGCGCUUAUAGACCUCUUCGAGCAGCACAAAACACAAUUCGGCGUUUCUAAAGAGACCAAACUCAUUCUCGUCUAG
Molecule: messenger RNA, 933 nt
Organism: Cooperia oncophora
Lineage: Eukaryota; Metazoa; Nematoda; Chromadorea; Rhabditida; Trichostrongylidae
Source: the annotation of a GenBank genome assembly